AUGCCGCGUAUAGGACACAUCAAAGCCGGUAUCGUGCUGCCUGAUGGAAAGAAUCUUCUUAAACAAGGUUGCAAAACUGGCGUGACUUGGGGAAAGUACAGCAAGCUCGCAACAACAGUUUUUACAGCUGCCAAAAGCGGCGAACUACGGACAACAGACGAACACUCAGUGGUUUACGACAUCAAGCACGAUUUCUUCAAACCCGGUGACUCGGGCUCACUUAUGUAUGACGAGAGGGGAUACAUAGCAGGAAUGGCCUUUGGUGGCCAAGUGUCGGGACAGAUUGUUGUUUUCACUCACAUCGACAACCUAAUUGCCGACAUUAAAGAGCGAACUGGAGCUAAACGUGUCGUCUUUUACGGCCAGGAAGAACCGGUAGAGGAAUGCGACAUAGAUCAGCACUAA
Aspergillus pseudotamarii is the source of this 405-nucleotide messenger RNA. RefSeq lists its product as uncharacterized. Bases 1 to 405 code for a protein of 134 amino acids. The record is from RefSeq and is a predicted model, not a curated record. The transcript has a single exon. Lineage: Eukaryota; Fungi; Ascomycota; Eurotiomycetes; Eurotiales; Aspergillaceae.